AUGUCAAAGAAACUUGCCUUGUGGUCCUUCGAGGGAAAGGAUCAUAACCUAGAGUCCCUCGAUUCGAUGCCCCAUCCAGACCAUGGCCAUGGGGGCGAAGGCGAAAAAGCGGAAUCGAUUUUUAUGGAUAACAAGGAUCAUCGUGAGCAGGUCCCUGAAGCUCAGUUCGCAGACGGUGGAACAUAUCGCUCCAUCGUCAAGAUUCAGAGCCUCCUUCCUAGGACCGAUCGGCACCUUGGUCGGCACGGCUGCGGGAGGAGUGCUCGGUGCCCUCUCCAGGCCGGAAUCUUUUGA
Molecule: messenger RNA, 294 nt
Organism: Aspergillus chevalieri
Lineage: Eukaryota; Fungi; Ascomycota; Eurotiomycetes; Eurotiales; Aspergillaceae
Exons: 2
Coding region: 1-294 (97 amino acids)
Source: RefSeq, a predicted model, not a curated record